Messenger RNA from Peromyscus maniculatus bairdii (prairie deer mouse), 3043 nucleotides. NCBI's taxonomy places the organism in Eukaryota, Metazoa, Chordata, Mammalia, Rodentia, Cricetidae. The record is from RefSeq and is a predicted model, not a curated record.
CAGCUUGGCUACCUGACUAGGGUAGAAGUGACCUCAGUGUUGCCAAAAUCACCAUUCACGUGCGGAAUGUUGAGCGGUGUGGGGCUUAGGAGAGCCCCUUUGCCUCUUCCCUGUCCUAAGAGGCUCACCCAGGCACUCAGACAGGUUCAGCUUUCCAACGCUCAGUAACAGAAAGCCCAAAGCAUUUAUUAGCGUCUGAGCAAAAAUGAGACAUAAGUAGUCUUUGGCCAGUAGACAAAUGGCCUGAGAUAGCAGCCGUGGAAACUGAGUCUCCUGAGUCACAGCUGUUGUUGUUUUAUGUCUGUGGGUGUUUUGCCCGCAUGCAUGUCUGUGCACCGUAUGCAUGCAGUUGCCCUCAGGGCAAAAGAGGGCAUCCUAUCUCCUGAGACUGUAGUUCCAGACAGUUAGGAACUGCCAUGGGAGUGCUGGGAAUUGACUCCCAAGUGCUCCUUAACUGCUGGGCCAUUUCUCCAGCCCUCACAGUGGUUGUUUUUUUUUAUAGUUUUUAAUGGUAGAAAAUACUUGUAAUAGCAUAGGCACCCCAUCCCCCUACAUCAUAUCGAGCAGUCCUUAGGCUGUCAGGGGCUUCUAGAGGAAAGGCCAGGAAAACGGGUAUCUCACUUAGUGUGUUUGGCAAGUCUCCAACGUGAGAUUGUGGUAGAUAUUUUUAUACCAUUGAUUAAAAACAUUGUUCUACCUUAUGUUAAAAACAAUGUGACCAGGGUGGGAAACAGGAAAAAAACAAAACAAAAAACCAACUCAUUAAAACAAUGUAAGCACCAUCUGCAAACAGGAUUAACAUGCCAUGAAGGCUUAAACUGUGUUCAUUCAGAAUAGAUUAAUGUAGAACUCAUUGUAAAUUCUCUCCCACCCUAGUAAAAUCAGCCUACCUUUGAAUAAGCUCCAUAACUAUCUGUGUUCUAUAUAAUAAAAGUACCUUGAUUCAGCUUAGCUUUGCCAUUUUUAUUAAAAUGUUUCUGUGCAUGGAGGAAUCUCCAUUAUUUAUAACUUAAAAAGACAAAAACCAUAUGUUUAAGCUCAAGUAACAUUCUGAUGUGUUAUUGAGAGUAAAUACUAAACCAUGCCACAUCCUUUCAUCUAUUCAUUGUCAAAUCAUCAUGCUGAAAGUCCUGGGAUAAUUGCUGGAGUUGGACAGGGGGAAUGUGUGACGCACAGGAUAUUAGCUGCAUUGUUCCCAAAGUUCCCUGAAAACUCUGAUGCAGGCUGUUCCUGGAACUCUGUCACGCACAUGGGUAUGGCGAUUUCUUCUUACUGGCCCUGCGCUCAUGGUAAUGAAGCCUCCAGAAGUUGGUCUGGACAGCCCAUCAGAGCUCUGCUCUUGCUUAACACAGCCCGAGUGUGCCACCAAAACCACCAGGACAUUAAACGGGUCAGAAGAUGUCCAUGAUUACACAGUGAGCAGCUGUACUACAGAAACUGAUCGUAUAACCUGGUCUUCUGUUUUCAAACUUCAACAAGACGUCAAGGAACUGCGGAGUUCUUUUCUGGUGCUCUUACAAAGCCAUCAGGACGAGUACCAGAACUGCCUCUCUGACAUAAUGGCUGCUGUGCAGGGGGAACAGGCGAGCAGCGAGGCUCUUCGAGCUUGUCAGUCAGAGGCUGCAUGUCUACAGCGGUGCUUGCAGGAGCUGGAUUCACGCUUCCGCCUGGAACAGCAGAGGAGGAGAACCCUCCAUAACAGCCUGGUGGAGCUGAAAGGAAACAUCCGAGUCCACUGUCGCAUCCGCCCCUUUCUGUCAUUUGAUAAAGAGUUGGAUGGUUCGGCUUCACAGAACUGCAACACCCCUGGAGAAGUGGCCCAUGCUGUUGAUGAUGAAACCGUCCUGGUGAGGUGUGCUCUUCCUGGCCGCCCUCCCGCUGAGAAGACGUACAGUUUUGAAAGAGUGUAUGGCCCAGCAGAAUCUCAGGCAACCGUGUUUGGAGAUCUACGUCCCCUCCUCAUAUCCCUUUUGGAUGGGUACAAUGUGUGCAUUAUGGCAUAUGGACAGACCGGAAGUGGGAAAAGCUACACCAUGUUGGGGCCCCACUCUGAAGGUGACUCUGCACUGCUGUCAGAUGCUCUUGAAGACUUGGGGAUCAUCCCCAGAGCAGCCGAGGAACUCUUCAGGCUCAUUUCAGAAAACCCUUCAAGAAGUCCCAAGGUUGAUGUCUCCAUCGUAGAAAUUUAUAAUAACAACAUUUUUGACCUUCUGGCCAAAGACAGUUCUACAGCGAUGUCCGGGUCUAAGUGCCAGACGGUGACAACCCAGGAGGGACGUUCAGAGGUACCCAAGCUGACCUGCAGGGCCGUCGCCAGUGCUGUGGAGUUUGUGGGGCUCAUCCACAGAGGGAUACAGCUCAGAGUGCAGCACCCCACCCUGGUUCACAAGAACUCUUCCAGGUCUCACUUGAUUGUCACAGCAACUCUGACCACAGCUUCCUCCCUGGGCAGCACUGCCCCACAGUCCAGCCAAGCUUCCCUCCAGAAGAAAGCAGGAGCAGGGAACCGGUGGACCACCUCUCCCCGGGCUUCCUCUCCGCACACCGUUCCAGUGGACUCUGCAGACCAUUCCGGGCAGGUGCUGGCCAGGCUGCAGCUUGUGGACUUGGCCGGCAGUGAGUGUGCAGCAGUGUCUGGGGUGACCGGUGUGGCACUGAAGGAGACCUCCUUCAUCAACCGGAGUCUGGCCGCCCUCGCAGACGUCCUCGGAGCCCUGUCAGAGCGCUGCGACCACAUCCCAUAUCGGAACAGCAAGCUCACCCACCUGCUCCAAGAUUCCAUCGGCGGUGAUGCUAAGUUACUGAUGAUCCUGUGUGUGUCCCCUGGGCAGAAGCACGUGGCCGAGACUCUGCGGGCCCUAAAAUUUGGGGCGCGAGCUCGGCAGGUUGAGCGACGACCAUCCAGAAGGAGACCUCCCAGCUCCCAGAUGCAGAAGCCAGGGCUGGGCCUGGCGGGGUCACCAACUCUUCUUUGAGAUGUGCUUCUUGUCAUUGCUUUAGGAUGUGCGUGCUUCAGAAAUAAACAGUGUUCUCUUGGCCUCGA